Molecule: messenger RNA, 11876 nt
Organism: Anopheles merus
Lineage: Eukaryota; Metazoa; Arthropoda; Insecta; Diptera; Culicidae
Product: homeotic protein female sterile-like
Exons: 10
Coding region: 2036-7615 (1859 amino acids)
Biological process (GO): regulation of DNA-templated transcription; chromatin remodeling
Cellular component (GO): nucleus; chromatin
Source: RefSeq, a predicted model, not a curated record
GGCUGCAUGUGAGGCUGGCGCGUCGUCAAACUCUGUGGCUUUUAUGGUGGAGAGCGAGAUGCCAACAGUUAUUAGGUUGCACCGUACAUGCGCGCGUGUGCACGCUCGUGAGUGUGAGUGAGAGUGGAAUGAAGCGCGCAAUAAUGGAGUGUUGUAGCUUGGGUUUUCGCUAGUUGGUGGAUUCAGAAGAAAAAGACACACACUUCAAACACGGGCACGGGUGCUGCUGUGUGCUAUGAGAGCGAAAACGGGAUGACGUAGAUAUGUGUGUGACGACGGUGUACGCCCGGUCGAACGAGACAGACGAUCGCGCUUGCUGUGGUGAUAGUAUUGGUGCGGUGUGGUGAGAUCACGUAGCCCGCCUGAAAUGAAGUUAGCUGUGGUUUUGGAUGUGUGUGUGUGUGCUGUUGUGUGGAUGAUGAAGAAAGGCCAGUGGUGUGUGGCUAUUGCUGGUGCAGCCAGGGCACUGCAACAGCGAUAGGGAAGAGGUUGGUUUUUCCCUUUUAAACACACACACACAUACAUACAUUGUACGGAUAGGGCGCACAGAGCGAGUGGCGAACAUCGUGUGCGCGUGUGUGUGUGCGCGCGCGUGAGAGAGGCGAAAACGGGCCCAAGAAAAAGACGCUAACGCCUGCUGCUCGAUUGCUGCCGCCUAAUGCUGCUGGUGCUGUACGGACGGUCGAGAAAAGUUGUGUGUGGCGUCUGGGAAAUAGUGAAAAAUUUGCGGUAAAAGUGCUUCCCUUGCCACCGAAACCGAGUGCAAAGUGUGGCCCGGAAUACGGCCGAACAGUGAGCGAUGGAGUAGACACGGUUUCGGGCCGACCCAGCGUUGUGAAGUUGGAAUAAUUUGUCAAGAUCUUGACCUUGAGUGUACAUUGAUCUUUCGCGGAUCUCAGUGUGCGCGCUGGCGUUGUUCAGAGGAAAUAGUGUGCGAGAGCGCUAGCAGGCAGGGUGCACGGCGGCGGGGUUUUCUUCAUUUGCUUCUUGCACUUUCCGCUUCAUUUCACCCGGUGCGCCCGAGAGACGACUGCGCCGUCGCCCCACCAUACCAUCACCCCCGCCCGUGUCGAUUCUUUUGUGUAGCGCGUUUCGUUCACGGCGUAGUUCAAAAGCAUCGUUUCGAUGGACAGCAGGCGCUUGUUGUAAUCUGCGGCGUGUGUGUGUGUAUGUUUACGGCAGUGCGUUUUGUGUGUGUGCUGCUGAACUGGGCACGGAUGACGGCGACGGACGAUACGAUGACCGUGUUUCGCAGCUGCUAAAUUGCGCGCCCGUUUGUCGUCUACCAUUUUUUUCUGCGGGUGUUCAUCAUCGCGUCAUCAUCAUGAAUCCCUCUGCUACCCUCCCGCCGCGCGUGAGGUGCUGCGCACCAUCGAGACAGGUUUUGAAAAGUGUCAUUAAGUUGCUCCGGCGACGGUGAGGCAAAAAGACGACGACGACGACAGCGCUAGACGGAAAAAGAAGGUGUAAUUUAUUGAUGUGUGCGUGUGUGUGUGCGGUUUGUCGUUGACUCUGUACCCGGUGGUGAGUGUCCCCGUGUUGCUCGUUAAUUCGCCUUCCCACCUUCAAAAGUAUGGCAAUAAGAGACAAUCUCGAAGGAGUGUACAUGGCGUGGCAUGGCAAUGUGUGCGUACAGACAUGUGUGGGAGUGUAUGUGUGUGUGUGUGUGUGUGUUUGUGCGGUCAUUUGAUGCGGAAGUAAAGAACUGAGCGGAAAUGUUGAAAAUCCUUGAUCGCUAAUGAGAAGACAAUGUAUUAAUGAUUUUGCUCAAGAUCCUCAAUCCGACAAUCCAGCUCAUCUGUGGCUACAUUCGGGAAAGGAUGAUCACAGUAAAUGCCUAUGCACGAUGAUGCAACUUGCUAUUAUAGAAACAUAUUUUAAACUGUACUAUUUUGCUAGAAACUGAAACACAGCUGACAGCGUUUAGCACAUCCGUUGUUUUUACAUUCCAUCAAUCAAAGACAGAAAGUUUGAACAAAGUCUUAGCAUGUCUAAACUUCCGACCUCCGUACGGGCUAGUUUGUUAUGAGAAAAAAUGUGGAGUGAAAACUACUAUGAUCUAUGCGCUAACGAGGAAUUCGGUUUCAGGCUUAGUCCAGAUACUAUGCAGCAAGGGUCAGGAUCGUCAACGCCUUCAGCGGCACCGGCAAGUAUUGUGCCCCCUGCGCCGGCAACAGUCGACAGCAUGGACGAACCGCCGCCAAGGAACGAGCCCGUGGUGGAGCCGGUGAACGGUAUCGUGCAGCCGCCAGUAAUGCCACCGCCGGAGCGCCCGGGCCGGUUAACGAAUCAGCUUCAUUUUCUGCUCCGUACCGUCAUGAAGGCGGUGUGGAAGCAUCAGUUCAGCUGGCCCUUCCAGCAGCCGGUCGACGCGAAGAAGCUUAAUCUGCCCGACUACCACAAGAUCAUCAAGCAGCCGAUGGACUUGGGCACGAUCAAGAAGCGGUUGGAAAACAACUACUACUGGACGAGCAAAGAAUGCAUACAGGACUUCAACACCAUGUUUACCAACUGCUACGUCUACAACAAACCGGGCGAGGACGUGGUCGUGAUGGCCCAAACGCUGGAGAAGCUGUUCCUGACGAAGGUCUCCCUAAUGCCGAAGGACGAAACGGAGAUGGAGGUGCAGCAGCCGAAGGGUGGCAAGAAGAAGCCCCGCUCGCUGGCCCCACCCGGUACGCUGGUCGGUAACACGUCGGUAACGGGCGCGGCCGCAGCGGCCGGUGUCGCCCCGAAUGCGGCCAUCGUUGCUGGCGCGAAUGCAGUGGCGGUGGCGGCGGCAGCAGCUGCUGCCGCACGGGCCCGGCCCGGAUCGGCCCUUGGGGCGGCGGUUUCGUCCAGCGUGCCCCCGCUGAGCGCUGUUCCCCCGGGGAUGGGUGCCGCCUCGACGGUGGUCGCACCGAGUGUGCCCCCGAUCGGUACCAUGCCGCCCCAGACUGUGCCUGGUAGCACAAACACCACCACGACGGCAGGACCUAACGCGGCCGUUGCGGCACUGACGGCGGCAGCCGCUGCUGUGGCGGCCGUAAACACACCGCACAAUGCCAUGGGCAACCCAAUCGGCGCGCCUGUAGUCAGCAAACCGAGCGCGCCCACCAACCCGCCGUACAUGGUGAACAGCUCGCAGCCCGGACUGGACACGGUGAUGCCGCCCCAGCAGCCGGCAAAGGUUAAAAAGGGUGUGAAGAGAAAGGCAGACACCACGACCCCGACAGCAACCGUGUUCGAUCCGCACUAUGGCACGCCGAUGGAUUCGAACGCUGCCAAGAUCGCCACUCGAAGGGAAUCGGGCCGUCAGGACAUAGCACCCUAUCAAACCUCAGCCUAUCCGAUGUCACCGAUGGCACACCAGGGUUCGAGCUCGUCGCAGUAUCCGCCGAAGAAUAAGGAGAAGCUGUCCGACGCUCUCAAGUCGUGCAAUGAAAUCUUGAAGGAGCUGUUCUCCAAGAAGCAUUCGGGUUACGCCUGGCCAUUCUACAAACCGGUCGACGCGGAGCUGCUCGGUUUGCACGACUACCACGACAUAAUCAAAAAACCGAUGGACCUCGGCACGGUGAAGCGAAAAAUGGACAACCGGGAGUACAAGUCGGCGCCGGAGUUUGCCGCGGACGUUCGGUUAAUAUUCACCAAUUGCUACAAGUACAACCCGCCAGAUCAUGAUGUGGUCGCGAUGGGCCGGAAGCUGCAGGACGUGUUCGAGAUGCGGCUUGCCAACAUACCGGACGAACCGGUAAACAACGUUGCCCCGCACCAUCCGUGCAAGGAGAGCGAACCGUCGUCCUCGAGCGACUCGAACGACAGCGACGAUGAGAGCGAGUCGGACGAAGAGUGUGCACAGAAGUUGAAGCUGCUCGAGAAGCAACUGUUCGAGAUGCAGGAGCGCAUGCGAAAGCUCACCGAGGAGGCACUGCUGAAGAAGAAGCAGAAGAAGAAGUCGAAGGACAAAAAGAAAUCUUCUGUUGCCGGACCGGGCGGUGCGGCCGGCGGUGGUGCAAGUGAUAUUAAGGGGAUGAUGGAUCCCCACGCCGGUCUCAGUAUGCCGCACGGUCCCGGUAAGGCGAUGCAUCAAAUGGCGGGCGUAAUGGGUCAACCGCCGAUGGGCGGUACAGGGGCGGCCCCGGUAAUGCCAGCAGCCGCCACCAAGGCAAAGGCGAAGGGCCAGCGAGCACCGAAAGCGGGCGGUGUGGCUGGGGGCGCUGCAUCCAAUGCACCGGCAAAGCGCGCUAAGAACGCAGGCGCUGCUGGUGGCACCAGUGCGCCUCGGGCCCCGAACAAGAAGAAGGCGUCCCAGAACGUUUCAAACUUUGAUUCGGAAGAGGAAGACACGGCCAAACCGAUGUCGUACGACGAGAAGAGGCAGUUGUCGCUGGACAUCAACAAACUACCGGGCGAUAAGCUGGGCAGAGUUGUACAUAUAAUUCAAAGCCGGGAGCCAUCAUUACGCGAUUCCAAUCCGGACGAGAUCGAGAUCGAUUUCGAAACGCUGAAGCCAUCAACGCUACGAGAGCUGGAAAGCUACGUAGCUUCCUGUCUCCGCAAGAAAACUCACAAAAAAGUGUCUGGUAAAUCCAAGGAGGAACAGAUGACGGAGAAAAAGCAAGAGCUGGAAAAACGGCUCCAGGAUGUGACGGGUCAACUAGGCACUGGGAAGAAGAACGCGAAGAAGGACGAAGCCAACAAACAGGAUGUUGCUCCCUCCGGAGGCAACAUGUCCUCCAGCAGUAGCUCCAGUGAUUCCUCGUCGUCGAGUUCAAGCGAUUCCAGUUCUAGUGAUUCCAGCGACAGUGAAGCAGAAGCUGGAGGGCGACCACCUCGCAAGAAGAAGAAGGAUUCCUCCUCCCCCAUGGGAUCUGGAGGCAACAAUCCGGCUAAUACGUCCUCUGCUCCGGCCACCGCAUCAACACUAUCGGCAACGGCAGCGGUAUCGCAGUUGCUACCGAGUGCUGGCGCCAAUAACACAAACACCACCUCCAACACCACUACUACUACCACGAACAACAACUCCAAUACCAUCACACCUCUCCCGAACGCCGCCGCUCAGCAGCCACAGCAGCAGCAGCAACAUCCUCCGGCUAACGGCAGCAGCGCCCUAAACCCGACCACCACAGUCGCUGGCCCGCCGCAACACUCCCAAAUGCACCUCGCUGCGCAUCAGCAGCAGCAGCAGCAUCGGCAAACGCCAGCAAACCAGCUACAGCAGUCACUCAUACCGCCACCGCCACACUCAUCUCAGUCCACAUCCACGCUGGUAUCAUCAACCUCCUCCUCUAUUACCACCUCCUCCUCCACCUCCUCAUCAGGUGCCGGAGGGGCCACAUCGAGCAUGGGCGUAGCAGCUACCACCGGCAGUCACAACGGUAACAAUCCACCAGCAGCAACAACAAGCAUUGCUGCUGCCGUUUCAUCGGGGUACGGUGGCAUGAUGGGUCUUUCCCAAACGCCGGCCACAACAGUGGUUGACUCUGUGCCGGCGCUUCUGCAGAUUCCUUCACUAGCGCAGCAGCAGACGAUGGCCGCCGGUUCGCACUCGCUAGCGAACGCGCUAAUGAUGUCAGCAAGCGGUACGGCAAACAGUACCAGCAAUGGCAUGGGCGGCGGCGUCAGCGGAACUAAUAGUAACAGCGGCAAUCCCAACCCGAUCGGUAGUAGUAACAGCAACCAACUCUCUUUACCACCUCCCAUACCAUCACCAAACACCACCACCACUACUACCAGCACGAUGCUACCUGUGAAUAAUAAUGCUUUGACCACCACCACCACCACCAGUACUAGUAAUAAUCUGGGCAAUAGUGCUAUCUUGAAUAACUCCAUCACUGUUACGCAGCACCAGCAACAAAAUGCGGCACUCGGCGCGAACGGCAUCGCUCCUCCGGUGCCGGUUACGGCCCACGCACCAACGUCCGGCAUUACCACCAGCAGCAGCAACGUUAUCAACACGAACGGUAGCGAUGGUGCACUGAAUGCUAGCAACGGUCUGAUCAAUAGCAUGCUUGGACUACCGCCAACGUCCCAGCUUGCAACGAGUCUGGCCGCGAUGACGAACCUGGCCAGUAUGGCUGGCGGUCUGCCACAGCCCUCGUUGCAGAUGCAGACGCAAAGUCAGCAGGUUAGCAAACAGCAGCAACAGCAGCAGCUGGCACAUGGAGGAGCCACCCAGACCCAACAGCAGCCACAACAGCAGCUGCAGCACGCACAGCAGCAGCAGCAGCAGCAGCAGCAGCAACAGCUUAAUCAACAGUUCCGUCUCGGGGGUGCUGCCGGCAACAACGGGCAUGGCGGGCUCGGCGGAGCCUUCAUUGACCCUCUCGAGCACACGCUCAACUCGUUCGAGCAGUCGAUCAAGGCGGAACCGCUCGGUCUGAACCUGCUGAACGACAUGCCCGCCUCGCUAAAGCAAGACCUCACGACGAGCAUGCUGUCCGCCAACAUGGAUCUGUGUAUGGCGCACCUGCAGAACCAGCUGCACUCCGGCAACAACGGUUUCGCGAGCGAGUUCAAUGGCAACGGGCCGCUGAACGGUGGGGCCAGCGCUGGCAUGGGUCUCGGUGCGGGCAUGAACCAGAUGGUCAUGAACAGUAUGGCAUCGUCGGCUGCUGCUGCCGCCGCCGCCGCCAACAGUGCGCUGAUGGGUGGUGGCAUGCCAUCGAUAUUCGAUCCACUGCAGAGCUUUAUGCGUUCGGGGGCGGGAGUGGCGGCGGCCGCUGCUGCCGCCGGAGGAUACCACCAGUCGAAUGCGGUCGGUGCGGGAGGUGCCCCGGCGAGCAUGGCAGGACUGAUGACGGGUGCAAGUAACAGUAGCAACGGUGCCGGGCUGGGCAGCGGCGCCAGUGCUGGCAACGUCGGCGCAAUGCACGAUCGUUCGAUCGAUCUGACGCAGGCGGGCAGCAACAACAGUAACAGCAGCGGCGGCUCCCUGGGGGGAGCAGUACCGCCCGGGAUGAUGCCAACCGGCAACGGUGGUGGUAACAUGAUGGCCAUCAAGAAGGAGGAACCGGGGGUGGGCGGUGGCAAGUUUAUGCUGACGCCGAAACCGAUCGAAGAUUUGUUGAUCAACCCGAACGAGAAGAAGAUGGGCAGUACACCACCGCCGGCCGACGUGAAGGGCGGGAACGUGGCGAACGCGUUCAACAAGGGCCAGGAUCCGAAGAGUGCUUGGUCGUCGCUGGCCGCCGCGGUGUCGCCCCAGAAUACGCCCACGUCGAACAAGCCGAAACCGUCGAUGGACUCGUUCCAGGCGUUCCGCAACAAAGCGAAGGAGAAGUUUGAUCGAAUGCAGCAGCAGGAGCUGAAACGAUCGCAGAAGGAGCAGGCGGAGAAGGAGCUGAAGCGCCAGCAGGAGCAGCAAAAGAUAAAGCAGGAAGAGAUCAACAAUGGACGAAAAUUACCUAUCGAACCCGUCCAGCCAAGAGUAGUGGAAGAGAUUAAAACAUCGCCACAGGGUAGUCCAUCCCCGGGAGGAACGCCUACCACGCCGCAUGCGCUAGAUCGUUCCGCCGCCAAGCGGGCAGAACUGCGGCGCCUCGAACAGGAACGUCGAAGAAGAGAAGCGAUGGCUGGUCAGAUCGAUAUGAACAUGCAAAGUGAUUUGAUGGCCGCCUUCGAAGAGUCACUGUAAAGCGCGUAAAACCCCGUUUUAAAGAUGCAGAUACCCUUCCAUUCGAUGAGGGGGAACAUAAUAGGCAUGGAACAAUCGACACGAUGUUCCCCACCACCAUCAUACAUCCGCUUUCGAAGAACAAUCGAACAAUCGUUUUGACGAGACGUGUUGCACAUACUCGGCAAUGAAUGCGGUCGUCUAGUUAGCUCCGUUACAUCCGCAGUGUUGUUGUGCGUGUACGAGAACCGUUACCCUAUUCCCUGUACACACACAGAGACCUACAGCAUCCAUUGCGCAUCCGCCAGGUGCAGCAGAGAACAGAAAUCAUCGAUACCAAUAGCGUUUGUUACCAAAAAUACACAAAAAAAAACACAAAAUAAAAAAAGGGAUUAUCCACACAACGCCACCGCGCGUAAAACCACCGAAAUCGUAGGGAUGAUGCUAGAUGAAGAUAACUGAAUUCUGCUGCUGUGUGUGUGCCUGGUCAAAAUGGGUAGUAGUAAUGAUUUGGUGAGUACGAACUAUACACCUAUUCUGCUACAUAAACAAACCCCCUCAUUUCAUCCUAGGAGUAAGAGCGAUCACUCCCAUGUUAUCAGACUAUCACUAGAGGGGCAAAUCUACACUAAUCAGAAAGUGUUAUACGCAUCCCAUACUCAAACGAUCAUGCAAUGUAUAGUUUAGCCCUACACACACAGCGGUAAGCGUAGUUCGAAGUGUGUAACGAUGAUGCUGUGGAUCGCUAUAGGGGUAUAGUUUUAUUAUGUUCGAUUAGCUACUCGUUACUCUAGUACUUCGUUACUUCGUAGCGUCGUUACUUCGUAGCGUUUGGCCGGUUUAAAGGAAUGGACGGUGAUGCAAACGUCUUUACGCGUUAGUGGUGUAGUGAUGGAAUAACUCAGAACACAGCCCAUCGCCCUCUCCUGUGGCAAACGGCACCACUAGAAAUCUUGUGUAUAGAAACAAUCAAACGAUCCCUUGUCGCAAUUGACACAGCAUGAUGGGACAUUGGAAUGAGUAGUUAAGUAAGGAGGAGACACAUACACACCAUUACUAUAAAGCAGACGAAGUGUGAAUGUUAGCAGGAAAUAAAAAAAAAUACUAUAAAUAGUAGAACGUAUCUAGACAUACAGCUCCUGUAGUAGAAAGUAAAAAAAAAGGAAAAGAAAAACAAAGCAAAAAUGUGUUUAGCAUAGAAGAAGACGAUAAACGAAACAAUAUAUUAUGUUUACAAUUUCUGGGUAGGUAGUAGUGGCGGAAGGAGGGAGAGACGCACCGUGAAUGUAACGUGCACUAGUGUUUAGGGAAUACUUUAUCAGUUGUGAUAUAUAAUUAAAAACGAAGAAAAAAAAAACAAACAUAAACAGCCAGAAAACAGUUGCGGCUGGGUGUCGUCGUCGUCGUCGUCCCUGUGUGGACGGUCGUCCAAAAUAAUACUAAUAAUAAUAAUAAUAAUAAUAAUAAUAAUUAAAAUAAUAAUUAUAUUAAUAAUAAUAUUAAUGAUUAUAAUAAUAAUGGUAGUAAUGUGUAAUUAAGAUAGUACGAAACGGACAGGAUGUGUACACGGAAGCGCGGAAAACUAAGCAAAAAGGAGAACACAGGUGCACACGGUUUAUAUUAGUAUGGCUGUACUUUUCGUCCUGAGUCAUGGGAAAAAAGUACCAAGUGUAGAUAUCAUUUUAUCCGACAGAAAGUUGCUGUAAGAAAAAAGGGAGAACGGAACCAGGAAUCAACCUGGUCUAUACUGGGUGGUGUAGCGUUUUGUUACGUUUACAGUAAAUGAAGGCGGAAAACGACGCAGAGCAUACACACACACACACUCACACAUUUUCACAAUAAAAGGAAGGCAACGGCUUAUGGCUUACCUUUUGCCUCUCUCCAUACACAGGAUUUAGCACCGAGCCACACACACCAUCUGCGUUUGAUUUGAUCGUGUCGCCGGCGAUGACGUGCCGCGAUCAUGCAGUGUAAUAUAUUCAUGUAAAGUAAUGUUAAUGUACUCGCUAUUUUCCUCGUCCGGUCGUCGUUGUCGUUUGUGUGCAUGGAGAUGCAUUCUGGUUCUACCGGAUGAUGGGGAGAGGAUUGAAUGUGUGCGAUGUUCGGCGCGACUAUAAAUGUAAGCCAAAAACUACUACGAAAGGAGGAAAUGUGGUAUAAUAGAGGAAGAGGAUUUAAAAAAAAACUAUCAUCGGAACCAGAUUGUUGUUUCUCGUGUGUUUUCUCUGUCAUUUGCCUAACACAUUGUCGUCAUUCGUAUUCGUACACAAGUUCAUGUAAAUUUUCUCUCGAACUUUUCGUAUUAAAAACCAACAGCAAUGCAACUGUUGUAUGGCCGUGUUAGAGAAAUCGAGCGGGAGGGCGGGCAGAUGAAAGGCAAAUAAAUGGAAAAAGUGAAUCGAGCUAAAGUUGUAGUUAAUCGUUGUUCAUUUAUGGCGCUACGAUUUGAGUGCGGAAAUGCGCCAUACAUGAAUGAAAGGAUGCAAAAAUAAUAAAAUAAUGAUUAUAAAUUGCGGGACUGUAAAAGAGGACUUUCCCCUCCUCCACCCCCCACUGGGCAGCAAUAUUUGGUCAAUUUAAGGAGACACGAGCAAACUUGGACGAAGGGAUGUGGGUAGUGUGCGUGUGUGUGUGUGUGUGUGUGCGUAUGCCCGUGCGUGUGAGGUGUGCGCCAAAUCGAGGAGCACACUUCGUGAUGGAAAGGAUAAAAAUAUAAAACAAAUGAAAUUGUAAUAAACGUUUCUUUUACACUUUUUUUUGUUCUUUCGCGAGUUUUGCCGUUAUUUUUCCUACCUUGUUUUGUCAGUAGUUAGUUUUAAUGCAUUAUGAAUUCACCACAAUGCUAGUGUAUUGUGUUCGCGCGUGUGUUUUGACUCUAUUCGCAUGCUUAUUCGACAAAAAAAAAAAACAGGAGACCAACAUAGAUGCUCGUAAGUGCAUCACGCGCGACAUUUCUUAAUGAUGGGUUUGUGUGAACUGUGUUUUUUUUUCAAUACUUUGUAAGGUGUGCUAAAGGUGCGUCUUAGUUGUGGUUUUACAAAUGUUUUGGGUUACGUUACGAUCAGAUAAAGAUCAUACAUACGACGCACGAGGAACAGGCAUCUAAAUCCAAAUGACCUUUUUCCGUACCCUCCCCACAAACGAAGUAAUUGUGUAAGUAGAAGAAUUGAUGAGGUAAAAAAUAUGUCAAGCACCUAAAUAGAAAAGAGGAAAAAAAAAAACGAAAUCUACUAUAUAUGUACUCCAGAAUAUUGUGUAACUUGAUAAAGGCAGGGAUAAAGCAGGAACCAAUCGAGCAAGAUCACGUUGCACGCACAUCGUACAUCGAUGAUAUGGUAAGGAGGUAAGAGCAAAUUGUUCUUGACGCUUUGAGUCUGCUGCUCCAAGUAAACGUUGAGCAAGUAAAGCCAGAAGCGUAAUAACACAUGCUGGAAAUAUUCUAAACUAGCCAAGCAAUACUAAAAAAGCAGAACACAAUCUUGCUGGGUGAAAGAUGCUGUUUAAAACAGCCAAUGGGAUACGUGUGUACAGUAGCGUUAAGCAAUCUCCCCUCUUUGACUGGAGUAAAUAGUUAUUGUUUCAUUCUUUGUUUUACUGCUUUUAAUUAUGACUUUGUUCUUAUUGCACCUUUAGUUACUAUCAUCUGCGAUCAUGUUUAGUGAGCGUGGUGGAGCUGUGUGCUCUUAAUGUGUAUAGUGUCAAAUAAAUAAAAAAAACGAGUAUUAAUAGUUUAAUAAGUUCGAACAAAGGCAGAAAAACGCGCGCUCCGACGAGGAGAAACGAAAAUGGAAUUGUACCGAUUGAACGGAUCGAAGAAGUGUAUGUAAUGGUAAUUUAGGCGACAGAAUGUAAUUCGAAUAAACGUCGUGUAACGCUAAUACCAUUGUCUAGUUGUACUGUAUAGAUUAAAGUAGUGAUGUAAGCGGCAUAACAUAUUAGAAGUAAAACAAAACAAGACGAUUCUAUUCAAUGUAAAAAAAAACACGUGUGGAACAAACCAUCAAUUUUGGUGCAUUCACUUGCGGAUACGAGCGAUGCAAGCGCGUGUGCGAUGUUUAGGUACGCCAACGACAAACAAACACGUGCGGGUGCAAUACAUUUUUUUCUACAGCAAUUUGAUGGUACACGGUUCGAUGAUAUAGCAAAACAAAUGAAAUCGCACGACCAUAAACAUAAUGGUGAAUCAAUCGAGCAUACAUUUAGAGAUAUGUUUCGCACGGAGUUACGCGAAUUAGUAUAAACUGUACACGAUCCUGUCCUUUGAAAUACAUAAGAAAACCAA